CAUACAGGCAGUUAGAUUUGGGUAUGUCAUUUUAGGCAAAAAUUGAAAAAAAGGGUCCGAUCCUCUUAAGUCGGUCAGAGUCCACCUGAUACAACAACAAGAGUUGUUGUUUUGCAUUCUGUUCAACCUGCCGUCUGACUUCUCCUAUCAUUCAGAUGAAAGAUGGCAAGCUACAAUGGAAGCAUAAGCUCAUACCUUCUCAUAUCUUUACUGGUUGCUUCUUGGAGAAUCUACGAUGGUGGGAAAAUUCUGGUAUUUCCCUUAGAAGGUAGUCACUGGGUGAACAUGGACAUUCUGAUCAAGGCUCUUCACUCUCAGGGACACACCAUCACAGUAGUACGGACAACUCAAAGUUGGUAUAUUAAAGAAGAGUCUCUACAUUACAGUUCUAUUACAAUACCUGUCAUUGAUGGUGUGGAAUUUGAGGAAUUUGUAAAGCCAAUCGUAAAGAAAGUAAUUGAUAUAGAGAGGGGAACGAGCUCUGUAUUAAACUUUAUAAAUUUGCAAAUCGAGAUGUUCUCUGCAAUGUCUACUGUUCAUGCACUGGAAUGUGACAUGGCAACUGCUGUCUUGGAAGACAAGGAUUUAAUGAAGACCCUGGAGGAGAACCAGUAUGACCUGGUCCUUACUGACCCAGCAUGGGGGACCGGUAUUUUGGUGGCUCACUAUCUUCAGCUACCUCUAGUCUACAAUGUACGGUGGAUAACCAGUGGAGAGGGACAUUUAGCCAUUGCACCAUCCCCCAUAUCUUAUAUUCCAAUGACUGGAUCAGGGCUCUCACACAAAAUGACCUUCACAGAGAGAGUAAAGAAUAUGCUUUUCUAUUUGCUUUGGGAAGUUCAGUACAGACUUGUAAUCCGGCCACAUUACCAGGCUGUUUGUGAUGAGUUUUUCCAACCAGGUGUGGACUUCUAUGAGUUAUUACAGGGGGCUGAUCUAUGGCUCAUGAGAGUUGACUUUGUGUUUGAGUUCCCUCGUCCCACCAUGCCUAAUGUUAUCUAUAUGGGAGGGUUCCAAUGUAAACCUGCCAAGCCUCUUCCCCAAGAACUGGAGGAGUUUGUUCAGAGUUCUGGGGAGCAUGGAGUCAUUAUCAUGUCUUUGGGGACUUUUGUGUCUGAGUUUCCAAAUGAUAUAGCUGGUGUGAUAGCUGCUGCUUUUGCCCAACUGCCUCAGAAGGUAAUCUGGAGACACAAAGGAGAUAGGCCAGCUACUCUGGGCAACAAUACCUUACUAGUUCAAUGGAUGCCGCAAAAUGAUCUGUUAGGACAUCCAAAGACAAGGCUGUUUGUAGCUCAUGGAGGAACAAAUGGGGUUCAAGAGGCUAUUUACCAUGGAAUUCCUGUUGUGGGUCUACCUCUGUUUUUUGAUCAAUAUGACAACCUCCUUCGUCUGAAAAAAAGAGGAGGAGCGAAGCUUUUAUCCAUGGCAACAGUAGACAAGAACAAUAACUUCCUCGACGCCUUGCAGGAAGUUCUGGAUGAGCCGUCCUACAGGAUGAAAAUGCAGAGACUCUCCAGGCUACACAAGGACGUGCCAAUGGAGCCCCUGGACACUGCCCUCUUCUGGAUUGAGUUUGUCAUGAGACACAAAGGUGCUGCUCACCUGCGUACUGAGUCCUACAGAAUGCCUUGGUACUCGUACCACUCUGUAGAUGUUGUCCUGAUAUUGUUGGCUGUUGUAGUAGUGCUUCUUCUUCUUCUUGUUGCAAUAGUCAGAUAUUUAAGCGUUAGAAGUUGCUUGAAAAGAAAGAUUAAAAGUGAAUGAACAGAUCCAAUUCUCCACAUUCUGGUGCACACAAAUAAUAGGAUAAGUAUGAAUCAAAGCUGUAAUAUGUAGCUUUUAGGGUGAACCAACAAAAUUCACAUAGAUAUUUGUGUUAUAGAUCUGUCAUUCUCAAUGAAAGCAAGUGUAUAAUGCCGUAGAUAUAUUCUAUGCUCGCUAUUUCUAUGAUUCCCAUGUCUAAGUUUAGUUUUUGCGUAUUUUACUUUUGGUUUUGUACACCAGCUUCAAACAGCUGCAAAUGCAAUAUUAUUGGUUAAGGAAAUAUAUAUUUCACAAUGCUUUAGAUGGUAAAAUGAUUAUUUACACUAAUCGUGCUUGUUUUGUCACAUAAACUGAAUUUAGGCAAACUAUUACAAUUUUAUUAACCAGGAAAUGGCAGAGCGAUUUCUGCAUAGUGCAUCUUUGAAUCAUGAAAAUGUAUAAUAUUGAAUUGAUGCCAACAUAAUAAAAUGUUAAUGUGGAAUUUAGUGUGGAAUAUAUUUGUUCGUCAAGUAUUUCCAGUUGGUUG
Salvelinus namaycush (lake trout) is the source of this 2290-nucleotide messenger RNA. Its product is annotated as UDP-glucuronosyltransferase 2A1-like. Gene Ontology annotation, molecular function: UDP-glycosyltransferase activity. The transcript has a single exon. Lineage: Eukaryota; Metazoa; Chordata; Actinopteri; Salmoniformes; Salmonidae. The record is from RefSeq and is a predicted model, not a curated record. The coding region runs from base 163 to 1764 and encodes 533 amino acids.